AUGAGACGUCUGCUGGGUUUGGUCAUUAAUGUGCCUAAAACAAUCAGGACCAUGUGGCGCAACGCCUCCUCGUUUACCUGUAAACCCACACCUGUCCUGCUGUGCACCUCGUCUUUACAGGGAGACCACAUCUUCAACGGGACAUCGACGACGCACAGCAGCAAGAAGAAGCCUCUGCUGUCUGAUCCUCAGCUGUUUGAUGCCCAGUUUGACGAGCUGGUGACGGAGCUGUCAGAGGGAGACAUCACAGACCCGGCGCUGGCUGAUGCUCUCAACAGGCUCAGAGAGGUUUUGGUGUACAAUUCCCCCGGAGGCAAGAGGAACCGAGGCCUGUCUGUGAUUGCAUCACUGAGGGAGCUUCUCCCACCUACUCAGCUCACACAGGACACAGUGCGGAGGGCUCUGUUGGUUGGCUGGUGCAUCGAGCUGCUUCAGGCAUUUUUCCUGGUGGCAGAUGACAUGAUGGAUGGAUCUGUGACUCGGAGAGGACAGCCCUGCUGGUACAAGAAGAAUGGAGUAGGUCUGGACGCCAUCAAUGAUUCAUUUCUCUUGGAAGGGUCAAUCUACAGACUGCUUCGCAGACAUUGCAGGGAUCAGCCCUACUACGUCCACCUACUGGAGCUAUUCACUGAGACAACUUUCCAGACCGAGCUCGGCCAAGCUCUGGACCUCAUGACGGCUCCUCCUGGUCAGAUUGACCUCAGCAGAUUCACCAUGGAGAGGUAUAAAGCUAUUGUAAAAUACAAGACUGCCUUUUACUCCUUUUACCUCCCAGUGGCAGCUGCAAUGCACAUUGCUGGAAUUGAGAGUGAAGAGGAACUCAAUAAUGCCAAACUCAUCUUACUUGAGAUGGGAGAGUUCUUUCAAAUACAGGAUGACUACUUGGACUGUUACGGAGACCCUGCUGUGACCGGAAAGAUUGGUACAGACAUCCAGGAUAACAAAUGCAGCUGGUUGGUGGUGAAGGCCCUGGAAACCAUGACUGCUGAACAGAGAGCAGAGCUGGAGGCAUGUUAUGCGCGCCAUGAUGAUGCCUCUGUGGAAAAGGUCAAAGCACUGUACGACACCCUGCAAAUGCCAACAUUGUACCAGAAAUAUGAGGAAGAGAGCUACCAGCGGCUACAGAAACUCAUCGCUUGUCACGCUAAAAACCUUCCUCACUCAGUCUUCCUCAACUUCGCCAAGAAAAUCUACAAGAGAAACAAGUGAAGGGGAACGGUGGUCAUAAACCACGUCAGGGGCAUCAGCCUGGUUCCCUUUUGACUUCUAUCAUGAUACACAGAUCAACUCUUCUCCCGUUUUUAAAGAGGGUUUACCCGGGACGAGGCUGACUCCCAACAGCAUGACCCGAACAGCACUUAGAAAUCCUGCAGGCAGUUUCUUAACUUUGCAGUUGUUUAUAGAUAUGUGGUUGUGAAUGUCGUCAAACAGACGACCUCUUCUACUCCAUAUACUACCUAUUUAUUUAUUGACCCCGGUACAUAAUGUACAGUGUCUCCAGUCAUUUCCCAUGAUAGAAUAAUAACACUGUUAUGAAUCACACAUAGUGUAGCUUUCAUAUCGGUCUGCCCUGAGGGGUGCAUGGCAGGAUGAAGAUACAAAUUAAUUCAGACAGUCAAAAUAGUUUUUAAUUUUAUAGGAAUAGAAGUAAAGUAAAUGUAUGACAGCAGAUGUAUCCUGGCAGAGGGUCAAACCUCAGCUUUCUAAUUGCAUAUAUUUUUAUAUUGCUGCUGUAAAGUCUGUACUGGCCUGAAUGUUAUUGCCUUUAAUAAAUAAUGUAUGAACA
Sebastes umbrosus (honeycomb rockfish) is the source of this 1786-nucleotide messenger RNA. It is a transcript of the gene fdps, whose product is annotated as farnesyl diphosphate synthase (farnesyl pyrophosphate synthetase, dimethylallyltranstransferase, geranyltranstransferase). The coding region runs from base 1 to 1209 and encodes 402 amino acids. Gene Ontology annotation, biological process: trans, trans-farnesyl diphosphate biosynthetic process. Gene Ontology annotation, cellular component: cytoplasm. The record is from RefSeq and is a predicted model, not a curated record. Gene Ontology annotation, molecular function: (2E,6E)-farnesyl diphosphate synthase activity; dimethylallyltranstransferase activity. The transcript has 9 exons. Lineage: Eukaryota; Metazoa; Chordata; Actinopteri; Perciformes; Sebastidae.